AGACAUUUACACUCGCUCGGCAAGAUAAAACUGCCACUUAGAGCACAGGGGGAGUUCAGCCUUCCUAGGUUGUCCUGGGGAACUGAGCAGAACCAUGGGUUCUCUGGUCCUGCCGCUAAGCGCCGUCUUCUGCCUGGUGGCUCACUCAGUUUCUGGCAGCCCCAUCAUGGGCCUUGAGCAGUCACCCCUGGAAGAAGACAUGCCCUUCUUUGACGAUGUCUUCACAGAGCAAGAUGGCAUUGACUUCAACACACUGCUGCAGAGUAUGAAGGAUGAGUUUCUCAAGACGUUGAACCUGUCCGACAUUCCCCUGCAGGACACUGCCAAAGUGGAUCCACCCGAGUACAUGCUGGAACUCUACAACAAGUUCGCCACGGACCGGACCUCCAUGCCGUCUGCUAACAUCAUUCGGAGUUUCCAGAAUGAAGGUCUGUUUUCUCAGCCUGUCAGCGUCAAUGGGCUUCGGAAAUACCCUCUCCUCUUCAACGUGUCCAUCCCGCACCACGAAGAGGUCAUCAUGGCUGAACUCAGGUUAUACACACUGGUGCAAAGAGAUCGUAUGAUGUAUGAUGGCGUGGACCGUAAGAUCACCAUUUUUGAAGUACUCGAGGGUGUUGACGGGAAUGAGGAUGACAGGAGCAUGCUGGUCUUGGUGUCAACAGAGAUCUACGGGAUCAACAGUGAGUGGGAGGUGUUCGAUGUCACAGAUGCCGCCAGGCGUUGGCAAAAGUCGGGCCCAUCUACCCACCAGCUGGAGAUCCACAUCGAGAGCAGACAAAACCAAGCUGAGGACACUGGAAGGGGACAACUAGAAAUAGACAUCAGUGCCCAGAAUAAGCACGACCCUUUGCUCGUUGUUUUUUCCGAUGACCAAAGCAAUGACAGGGAGAAGAAAGACGAGCUGGAUGAGAUGAUCUCUCAAGAGCAGGAUCUGGACCUGGACACGGAUGGCUUCUCCAGGGGACCUGACGAAGCGGCCUUGCUGCAGAUGAGGUCAAACAUGAUCGAUGACUCUACUGCUCGCAUCAGAAGGAACGCCAAGGGCAACUACUGCAAGAAGACCUCACUCUACAUCGACUUCAAGGAGAUUGGCUGGGACUCUUGGAUCAUCGCGCCGCCUGGGUAAGAAGCCUAUGAGUGCCGUGGCGUCUGUAACUACCCUUUGGCCGAGCACCUCACACCCACAAAACAUGCGAUUAUCCAGGCUUUAGUCCACCUCAAGAAUUCCCAGAAAGCGUCCAAAGCCUGCUGCGUGCCCACAAAGCUGGAUCCCAUCUCCAUCCUCUACCUAGAUAAAGGUGUCGUCACCUACAAAUUUAAAUAUGAAGGAAUGGCCGUGUCUGAAUGCGGCUGUAGAUAGAAGAGGAAUCUCGUGGCUAAUUUAAUAACUGUAGAUGUGUAUAUUUUGUGUUCUAUUUAAUGAAACUAUUUAAUGAAGGUGUACAGAUAACAGAGGUUGCCACCUUAGGGAAGUGGACAGGUCAGUGUGCUGUAGAAAAUGUGUAUUUUGCUCUACCAUCCAGUCCCUUCCGUUUAUCUUCUCUGGACUCUCAUUCCCAGUGACACCAUCUCUAACAACCAAAUGCAGGCCCGUACCACUUCUCCUCAAUGUCAGUUUGGAAAGAACGGCCCCUAAAGGGAAACGGUGUCAGCACACAGAUAUUUGUGCAUGUUUGUGCACGUGUGCAUGGACUUAUGAAAACCUUUCUGUUCAACAAAGGCAGACGAGGCUCACACAUGUGAGGGGCUUCCUCCAGAGUGUCUGUAUUAUUGGAUAUGGGAUUUAGGGUAAGAGAGUUCCUUAGACGGGAGUUUAGCCGUCUAGGGAAGCAUAAUUUCCAACUGUUCUGGGAGGGUGAAUGCAGUUCUUUUCUGUUGUAGCUGCCAUGGCUCCGGGCAGCAGACUUGAGAAGCAGUCUUCCGCAAGCUCAAGAGGUGGGUGGGGUUGUCAGAUACACAGAACAAAUGUCCUUGACAGGCGAUGGUCCAGGAAAUGCACUUGUGAAAAAUGGGCCCCUGGGCUGUGCUCUCCAGAGGCCAGGGCCUAGGCAAGAAGGCUGGGGGUGAGGGACUUCUGGACUGACUCCCCUCCAGUCAACAGGAGGCAAGGCUACCUAUGCCAGCCUUUACAGCUGUAGAGGGCCACGGAGGUGGAGGAGGGACAAAAGGAGAAGGGCACAGAUGUCCUCAGAUGUGGUGGUAAAAAUCCCCAAAAUUCUAAUUGGGAUAACUAAAUCUUUUUUGGACAAAAUAAAAUGAGCCAAGGCUAAGAGAACUCUCAGAAGGGAGCUAUUUUGUGAGCUCUACUGAAAACAUCUUCAUUUCGCGAUGUCCCUCUCUUGCUGGCCCCCUCUCCUUUUUCUUCCAUCUUCUUCCCUUUGUUUAACUUCCCGCCCACCCUGUCUCUUGUUUUCCUGUGUUUCUCUCUCUUCACCACCCACGGCAUGGGCUGGGAGGAGGCACCUGAAAAUACUUUCACUCAGCCAGGGAUCUGAGUUCUAGACUUCUGGAAAUGUCACUUGAUUUGAUUGUAGCUGUAUCCUUUCUGCUGUGUUUUCCGUGAAGCCGGCGACUCAAAUGUUGAGCUUAAAAUCUGAUGCCUUAGAAGAAAGUCUGUAGCACUCUCUGCCCUCCUUCUGGUUUGAAAUCAUUGUCCAUACUCCGGAGAGCUGAAAGGACACGGAGACUCUGGCUCUGGUCCUACCGCUUCCUGCUAGGGUCCUAGAGUCUGUAAAGGAGGAGCUCGAGCAGGCAGGUGCAGUCACCCCAACAUCAGCAGACAGGUGACACAAUGAUCCACAAGGGAAACAGAAAUAUGGCUUCCAGUACAUCGCCCACCUCUACCCUAUGGGUUAUAGAUAUUAAUUUCGGGCCAUUCUCAGCUUCCUUUCCAUAAGCUUCUUAGAAUUCUACAUUCAGAUUGUUCUGUGAAUUCGAAUUUCAACCCCAUAUAUCUAGUCGGUCAAAAAGCAAAUCUCAGAGAGGUUGUUGCCCUGGAAGAGGAAUAUUUUGGUCAUAAGUGGGAACACAGUGAGGGACAUUGUGGUGGCUGAGAUGGAUGUUCAACUAAGAAGUAUACGUGUUAGCCUCUUUCUUACAGAGUGUGUCUGAGCACACGCAUAAGUCUGUAUACGUGGCAGCUGGAUUGGCUAGCCAUGCCAGCAUCCCUUGAGGAAAUGGUACAGCCUUCAUUCUCUAUGGUACACCACACAUACUCAAACUCCACGGUACUGCCGGUCCUUCUUUCUCAAGGACAGUGUAAUAGACAUAUAAUAAAAUCUCAGCUUGGCAGGAAUAGUUUCUUCUAAGUUCUAGUCACGGCUCCACAACCAGCCCAGGGCAGGCAGAAGCUCAGCCUUGUAAUUUCCAUAGUUUAGAUGUGUCACGUGAUGCUGAAUGACUCGGAAACUCAAGGAAAACAUGACAGCCCGAUCUGUGGAAGGGCAGGCUUUCUGGCCACAGAACUCCACUGACAUUAACAUCUGAUAUCAGAGGUGUCAGCUCUUGUAUCCGCCAUGCCCACGGCUGCUCGCCCAGUCAGCUCCUGAAGAGACUGAGCUGAGCUGUUGAAGAGAGGUGACAGUUGAUGCUGUCUGCGUAUCCCACAGGCUGCCCCACUGACUGGAGUGCAGACACAGCUGGGGCUUUGCAUGGUGGUCCUCCUGUAGCAAGGCGUGCAGAUAGUCACAUGGCGGAUAUUCAAGUGUGGCUGUUUGCAUUAUUGUUAUGAUUUUUGCUGCCUUAUCAAAAGUGCAAUGACAAAAGCCAUAAAUAGAAGCAUUCUUCUCCCUUCUCCUGGGAGCUGCCUGCAGCCCGUCUCAUUCACUGCCUUACCCUGAAGCCACAGAAUGGAUGGGUCCUCAGGAAAUUAAAACUUAGAGAUACAUUUCUGUGAUGACGAAUCUUCUACCAUGGCCAGCCCAAACCAGACUUGCUUUAUUUUUAUUUCUUAUGCUUUGAUGGCAAAAGCUGAUAAACCUAACAACUCUUGAGGGAAACGCUAGCAGGGCACUCGGGCAGCCUGCCACCAGCAUGGCCGUGUCAAAGUUUUUAGGCUUCUUACUAUUUAUUGAUUAAUAUAUUUAUUUUUGUAAUAUAUUGUAGAGUAUGAAAUAUUUUAUUUUUAUGUGUGUGACUCCCUCUUGGACAGAAUAGCCUCCUCUGCAGUCCACGGUGUACUCUUGCUGGGGGUGUAGCUCGACUAGAAUACACACACAUAUGUCUGCCUCUGCUUUCGGCAUCAAGCUGGUAUUUUUAGGGAUCCGGCCAUAGCUUUGCAUGUUUGUGUCUUGUGGGCAGACUGUGAGCCCCUCUCUGCAUCUGCCGACUCCGUCCCACUAAUCCCUCCACGAGUUCAUAUGUGGAGGAAAAGGAACACUGGUUUCUGUGUGUGUUUUCUUGUUUCCAAAGACAUCUGAUUCUACACAUUUCGUGAAAGGGGAGAGCAACCCCUGUACCACACACACUAGGAGAACAUUUCCACACACAGGAGCAUAGCUACACAAAAACACCGCAUGGAGACGAUCAUUUGUGGCAACCUGUUCAUUUCUAUCACAAUGCACACCGGUGUUUGUGAGCCCCUAAUUGUGGUGGGGUGGUGAUGCUAGCUCUUACCCUGCAGGUUCAGAGGCAUCCAGGAAAUUAGCUGAUGCCUGAGCAUGCCAAAUCAGCUAAGCACAGCCAUGUUCUUCAGUAAAGCAAGUUCAUCAUUCAUGUCAGAUCUUCUAGAAGUUAGCCCAAAAGGAAGACAGAUAUAGAUAACUUACACUCUGUUCAUUAAACAAAUGUGUACAUUAGAGUCAUCGUGUUAAAUAAAAUGGAAAAGUUAUUUUGACAAUAAUCUUCGGCAGUUCAUUGUUUCGAAUGUGCAAUCUCUCCCUCUUUCCUACUUUCCUCUGUUCAUAUUUCCACAUCACAAUACUAUCAGGUGGAAUCAAACUUCCUGCUUAAUCAGCAGAAAAUGACUUAAAGAGACAGUAAAAAAAAGCUGCACUGAGCUUCUGCUUUUAUAUAUUCUUCUCAUCUUAUAUGAUUUUUGUAAACCCCAGGAACACUAGCAACAGGGAAGGAAAAUGAAUUGGCUCCUCUUUGCUAAUAACUGGAAAUUGUGUCUUUGAAUCCUGAUUGUAUUAUAUUAAAGAACAAUCACUUUGGAAAGUAUUCAAGUUACAUUUGAUUGCUCUCUAGUACUGAACGUCACAUGACCCCAAGUUUAAAGGGGCAUGCUUAAAGCGGCCUAAUGGGUCCUACUCUCUAGAAAGACAUCAAAAUAGGGUAUCCUGACUUCUUAGGGACCUCUCCUGUGUUCGGUUUAGCAGAUAGUUUGGGUGACUAUGUGGGAAAGUCACUAGGAAAGCACAGAGGAUCUUUAGAGCCCCAGGAGAUGCACAGCAAACAUCUGGACAUGUGAGACAUGUGGCUCCCUGCUAUGCAUAGGACAGGAGGAGGGACGGGGCCUGCUCUGGGAGGAAGUUCAUCUCAUAGCAUGCAGGGCUGCAAGGGCAGGGAGACGGCCUGUGGGAGAACCGGAGGAGACAGUUCCUCCCGAAAGACCUUCUGCCUCUCUUGAGUGGGCUCAACACCCUGGCUGGCAUGAGUGACAGGGAGCACUUGCUUGGGGAGGCAGAGUUCAGUCCCGGAGAGGAGAGAGAGCAGAGUCCUCCUCAAGGACACUGGCCAGGCCUGGACUAAGGGGUUGGGGAAGCCAUUCUCAUGACACAGCUUUGAAUCCUUUAGCAACCUAUCCAUUCUUCAGUAAAUAAUGCCGUUUAUAGAUACCGCUCAUGGCACGAGGCCUGGAGCUUUACUCCACAUGUGACCUGACCUGGGCAAGGUCUCUGUGAUUGGCUACUUCAUUCUGGGUGUCUUUUUCUUUUUCUUUUACUGAGGCAACUGGGAUGCACUGAGCUGAACAAAGAGGCAAAUAAUUUUAGGAGGAAGUUUAUAAUGAAGUGUGAGACAGUUAUGUUCGGGGCUAUAUGCACACGUGUGUGUGUGUGUGUGUGUGUGUGUGUGUGUGUGUAUUUAACACUUUACAAUUCUAAGAAAGAGCUUGUAUGAACUGAUCUUGGCGUUGUAGAGAGACUAAGACGCGGGACCCCAGCAUGUGACUCUGGUCACAUGGACAAGGGCCUACUUUUGCACUGAAGUGGCUCUUUGUAAAUGAGGGGUAUAUUUGGAGGUGAGAGCUUGUUAACUUGGCGGUUAUAAAUGGAUUAUGUGAUUAUCUUGGACUCUCUCUCCUCAACUGUCAGCUUAAAGAAAUGGCUCCUGCUUCUCUUGUCCUUCCUCAGUCCGUCCACACAGAGCUCCAGUAUCUCAUCCACCCCGAGAAAGCUGGGAGAUGCAUGGGCACACAGUCCGCUUUUACUUUGGAAUGAGAUUCUGCGAGUCUGACAACAGUUUAGACCACUUAGCCGAGGUGAAGGUUUUCUGAGUGGAGGCAUAAACAGGGCUGUGGCAUGCAUCAGGAAAGACUUGGCAGGGCCAUUUCACAUGCAGGAUGCUGGCUGCUUUCCUUGAUGGCCCAGGAUGUUUUCGGCAAGCCUAACUUCUAAUUAGAAUCUUUGCCUAAACGUAUAACAACCUGAUUAAUUAUGAGGAAAUAUCAGACGAUCCAUGUGAAGAACAUUAUGCAAAACAGACAUUCUGUUUAAAGAUAAAAGUU
This is a messenger RNA of Alexandromys fortis (reed vole), 6667 nucleotides long. It is a transcript of the gene Bmp10, whose product is annotated as bone morphogenetic protein 10. Gene Ontology annotation, cellular component: extracellular region. The record is from RefSeq and is a predicted model, not a curated record. Gene Ontology annotation, molecular function: growth factor activity; cytokine activity. NCBI's taxonomy places the organism in Eukaryota, Metazoa, Chordata, Mammalia, Rodentia, Cricetidae. Gene Ontology annotation, biological process: BMP signaling pathway. The transcript is spliced from 2 exons. Bases 95 to 1126 code for a protein of 343 amino acids.